Messenger RNA from Thrips palmi, 1860 nucleotides. RefSeq names its product cleavage stimulation factor subunit 2 tau variant (gene CstF64). Gene Ontology annotation, molecular function: mRNA binding. Gene Ontology annotation, biological process: mRNA 3'-end processing. Gene Ontology annotation, cellular component: mRNA cleavage and polyadenylation specificity factor complex. The record is from RefSeq and is a predicted model, not a curated record. NCBI's taxonomy places the organism in Eukaryota, Metazoa, Arthropoda, Insecta, Thysanoptera, Thripidae. Bases 208 to 1668 code for a protein of 486 amino acids. The transcript is spliced from 10 exons.
GCGGCGGCAACGGUGCGGUGCGGUGGUAGCAGCAGUAGCAGCAGCGGCAGGCGGAGGGUGUCGGUGUCUGCUCCGUGGCCGCUCCGCUGUUGAUUGCGAUUGUGGAAACCAACCGCUGUAAAGUUCUCAGUUCCUUCAGAACGCAGUGCCCAUCAAUUUGCCCGAAGGGAUAAUUUUGCGAGCAAAGAGAACUGCCUGGCUGGAAAGAUGGGGGACCAAAACCUUAUCGACAAGUCGAUGAGAUCGGUGUUUGUUGGGAAUAUUCCUUACGAAGCAACUGAAGAAAAGCUGAAAGAUAUUUUCAGUGAGGUUGGUCCUGUCCUGUCAUUCAAGUUGGUUUUCGAUCGAGAAACUGGUAAACCUAAAGGUUAUGGUUUUUGUGAAUACAAAGACACUGAGACUGCUUUGAGUGCUAUGCGAAAUCUCAAUGGGUAUGAAAUAGGAGGACGAACUCUGCGAGUAGACAAUGCUUGUACUGAAAAGUCCAGGCUUGAGAUGCAGACUCUCUUACAAUCUACUCCUGCUGAAAGCCCCUAUGGAGAACCCAUUAAUGCUGACAAAGCACCAGAGGCUAUCAGUAAGGCUGUUGCUUCUAUGCCACCAGAACAAAUGUUUGAGUUGAUGAAGCAAAUGAAAGAAUGUGUUCAGAACAACCCAGCCGAAGCACGUUCUAUGUUACUUCAAAACCCUCAGCUGUCAUAUGCUCUUCUUCAAGGCUUGGUUGUCAUGAGAGUUGUUGAUCCGACUGUUGCUGUGAGUAUGCUUCACAAGGCAAAUCCUACACCUGUACCGCUGUAUCCGUCGGACAAGCCAAUGACUGUUCCCCUUUCCACGCCUGCAUCGAAUCCGUCUUCAAACCCACCCUCCAUACCAGGACCACAGCCGGUCGUUCUCCCAACUGAUAACUGGGCGGGUACUUUGCCUCCAUCAGCACCAUUACCACCCAGUGCACCAAGACCACCUGUCCCUGGAUCAUUUUUGGGUGUCCAAGAUAUGGAUAUGCGUUCACAAGUGGAUCAUCGAAUGGGUCGCAUUCCUGAUCAAGAUCUUCGUAUACCUCCUGUGCCUCAGGUUCCUGCAGGAAUGCCUGGCCUUCCUGUGCAUGGAAGAGAUGGUUUUCCCACAGAUCAUUAUCCAGGUCCACGCGACCCACGUGAUCCACGUGGUGAUCCACGUAUGAACAUGGCUCCAGAUCGUUUCCCCUCUCGUGAUCCAAGGGAUUCCAGGGAUCCGAGGGAUCUUCGGGACAGCCGAGAUCCCAGAGAGAUUAGGGACCCCAGGGACCCACGCGAUCCAAGAGACAUUCGUGAUGCGAGGGACCCCAGGGAUUCAAGAGACCCUAGGGACUCCAGAGACCCGAGGGACCCAAGGGACAGGGUCGAUCCGAGAGACAGAGUUGAUCCAAGAACAGGAGCAAAUCCUAUGCCAACAGCUAUCAGACCACCGGGACUUGCAGGCCCGCCUCUCCCUGUUGCCAGGCCAGUUGGUCCUGCUGCACUGGGUCCUGGCCCUCUUCUAGGUGCACCUGGAGCAUCUGACCAAGAAAAGGCUGCAUUAAUUAUGCAAGUUUUGCAGUUGAGCGAUGAUCAGAUCGCUGGUCUGCCCCCAGAUCAACGUCAAAGUAUCCUCUUGCUAAAGGAGCAAAUAGCCAAGAGUGCUCAGCGAUGAUCUCUACUAACAAUAAUAUACAUGUGAAGUGAAAGUUAAGCUGUAGACUCAUUAUGGACAGUUUGAAUGUCGUUAAUUUUGCCCGAACUAUGCAUAAACGUUUGGUGGAUAACUGAGCAAACCCAGAUUUAAAUGAAUUGCACUGUUUUAAGAAAAGUGUUUAGAAAUAAACUUGUUUCUAAGUUCAACCCA